Messenger RNA from Pollicipes pollicipes, 5510 nucleotides. RefSeq names its product proton channel OtopLc. NCBI's taxonomy places the organism in Eukaryota, Metazoa, Arthropoda, Thecostraca, Pollicipedomorpha, Pollicipedidae. The transcript has 11 exons. Gene Ontology annotation, molecular function: proton channel activity. The record is from RefSeq and is a predicted model, not a curated record. Gene Ontology annotation, cellular component: membrane. Gene Ontology annotation, biological process: proton transmembrane transport. The coding region runs from base 1426 to 4119 and encodes 897 amino acids.
UGUCUCAGCUGAUUCAAAGAGAUUCACCCCCUCGAUGACACACCCUAAUGCUUAGUAAUUUGUGUACAAAUGCGUCUGCUGUGCCGACGUAUGUUCCAUAAAUUACGUAAAAGAUCAAUCAUACAAUUUCUGUAAGUUGACCUCACAUGGCUGCCGAUGACCAAGCGUGACCUUAUAUAACUUGAAUGACCCUGAUGGGCAGGCGAUCAAACCAAUCGAUGAAUUUCAUGACAGCAAUCCAAAACGAGAAGAGUAGCUGCGAGUCGCUGUGUGUGAAGGCAAAAGUCGCCGUGCCGGCCUUCAACAACGACGACAUCAUUCGCUGCCUUGACUUAUUACUGGAUGUUCUUCACUCCGAAAGAUGUGAGACUGGUCACUCGUUAGUUGCCAGCAAUCUGAGGGACCCAUGUGGGACGAUCUGGGAGCGAUUCCAGGAAUUCAGAAAUGGAUACCCCUCCCCAGAUGGUCUCAUGAUAAGAAGAACAUGCACUUAUCCACUUCCGUAGCUUUAACAUCGUCCUGAAACUUCCACCAUACGCUCUGCAAUUAAUGACUUUUUAAAUGUCAAUAUACGCAGCUCAUUGAUGAUUGCGUUCUGUUCGUCUGAGUUGGAAACCGGGUCCAAUGUUCAUGUUUCGUUUAAGCCUUCAAAACACCGCUGUUCAUUGUGUCAACGCCACAUGCAGCCUAUCGUCGCUGCAUCCUGACGUGCAAAGAUGUAAAGUGUGUAGUACCGCAGGCCCCAGCGCCGUCUGAGGGCGGCGAUACUGACGUCAGCCGUCCUUAAAAAGACAUUCUCGCCUUUGCGAACGUCAUCACGACCUUCGUGUACCGAUAUCGCGACAAGCGCGGUAUACAGGGAGUGGUGGCGCCGCGGGGCCAGGGUUCCAACUUUCCCGUUUGAAACCGGCCGUCCAGUAGCACGCUCAGCAGCGGCGGAGGCACCGCGGACAGUGCGCAGUCCGCCGAGGUGAACAGUGCGUGGCCAGUUGGCCAGGCAGCUGUGGUCAGAGCGGGUGCCGGAACGGUCGAGACGUUUGUUGUUGGGAGCCGGUGCCUGGUCACGGACCCCGGGUACCGUGUGGACUGGACCAGGUGUACCGCAGGACUGGACCGGGUAUACCGACGUGGAGAGGAAGACCCUGAGACAACGAGCGGUCGGUGUUGCGUGCCAAGGCCCUGCGAGAAUCCGUACCUGACAUUGGAGGUUUGCUUCCCAACUGUCAUCGUUGUCCCGGAACUGACUAACGGGUUCUGAGAAGUUCGCUGAGAUACUUAAGAGGAAGCAUCGUGAGCUCGCCGUCGUUCUCAGCACAAUUGGGACAAGAUAGCAAUCGAGUUGCAUAACUGGGGACAGCGUGAAUUUCACCACUCCCUUUUCGGAAAAAAACAACUGUUGUUCGGUCAAGCAAGAUUUGACUGAUCAUGCCGUCUAGGUUCGACAUGCGUGUUUUGACCAAUAGGCCAUCGCCGUUUGCCUUCGACCGGCUCCAGAACAACGGCCAGGAACCGAGCCCACCGACCAUGAGGACCCCUGAUAUCUGCAUCAAUGGCUCACUGUUGCCGGUUGACCUUGCCGUAAGCGGCGCAGGGGAGAAGGCCUCAAAGGCAGACAAGCCAGACCCUGCUGCCAUCGCCACUGAACGGAAGACGCCCCUGUCAUCGGAGGUCACGCCGGUUGUUCCCAUAGCCAGCUCAAGUCCGAUUGGCCAGCCUGACCCCACGCCGUCACGUGAGUCGCCGUUGCAACCGCCGCAAGCGGCCGCCUUUGGAGAGCCCAAGUCCUCAGCAGCGAGCCCCACCGAGUCGACGGAUGACGGCGACGUCGUGCCGGAGUCGCACCUCUCCAUGAAGCCGGCCGACCUCAAGCAGUCGGCCAUGCGCGCCGUGCAGAGGGCGCGCCUGCUCCGAGCCCAACUACAGCCGGACGACCCCGAACUCCAACCGACUGACACCGGGCUCAAACUGACCGGCACCGGUUUCAAGCCGGCCGACUCCGGGCUCAAGCCGGCCGAAUCCGGGCUCAAGCCGGCCGAAUCCAUCCUCAAAGCGUCGGACUCCGAGUCCCAAACAUCCGGCUCUAAAAACUACAAGCCGGCCGACUCCGGCCCCCAGCAUGGCGACUCAGGCCCCCAGGAUGCCGACUUGGGACUACAGGCCUCUUUUCCAGACGUGGAGUCAGAAUAUGACGGCAACAUCACACCGCAGGAGGGUCUCUCCCUACUGGACGUCCCCACCCCUACCCGCCAACGUUCCGUCAGCUUCGGCCUCGACGACGAGUCGAUGGUGAUGGGCGACAGCGCAUCGAUGGUAUCCCGCGUGUCAUCAGUCUCCGAACAGACGGACACCGGGUCACGCUGGAUCACCUAUCCCGUCACCAAUAGCGACUCGCUAGUGGUGAUCGUCAGCGCCCUCUACUGUAAGCUGCUGGUGGUGAUCGGCCUGGCCUUUCCGCUCUCCGAGGUGAUCUCGUCCAACAUACCGCCGUUCUAUUACGAGGUUUUCUACAUAUACCUGUAUGGCGCCAGCAUUCUGUUUCUGCUCUACGUCUACAUAUUCUUGCUGAAAGAUGCCACCGUGACGGACGCUGGGUCUACGUCCAAGCUGUCCAAAAUGUCCAGCGCCAGCAUCAACCGAAUAGGGCGCCUGCUGCGCAUGGAAUCUCGCGUCUCCACGGAGGCCCGCCGCGACCCGGAGACCGCCAGCCAGGUCAGCAAGACGUCCCACCACAAGCCGUACAUGGUGCUGGUGGCCAGCUACGGCAGCUUCUACCUGAGGAUGGGCGCCGUCUUGUUCGGCAUCGGCAGCAUGAUCUACUCGGGCUUAGAAAUGGGCCAGUACUUCGAAGCGACCCACAAGGCCGAGUGCGGCAACGUGCUACGUGCCGUCACCCCAGGACUGCGUCUCGCCUUCAUCUUCAUACAGAUGUACUUCGUCUUCCUAAACGCCAGCAUGUCAAUUAACAAGCACAAGCUGCUGGCGCGGUUCGGCCUGAUGCACAUGGUGGGCACCAAUCUCUGCGUGUGGCUGAACGUGGUGAUCCAGGAGACCAAGCACGAGCUGGUGCACCUGCUGAGCCUGUACGACCCGAACCACCACGGCGGGGAGCGGCACCGGCGUGGCACCGACGAAGUAACCGCAGAGGUGGCGGCGGUGGACCCUCUGGACGGCUUCUCGGAGGAGUUCGCCACUGACCUGCAGGAGUUCCAUGCGCAGCAGGAGGAGUCCGGCGUGCUUACUCAGUGCGCCCGCUCCGACAUCAUGGGCCAGCUGGUGGACUCAGCUUCACCCUUCCUCUUCCCCUGCACCAUCGAGUACUCGCUCAUCUGCGCCGCCACCCUGUACGUCAUGUGGAAGAACCUCAACAAGCUCAACACGGUGUAUGUGAUCCGCGACGUGGGCUACACCGCAGGCAGCGAGAAGAACAAGAAGCACCAGUACUCUGUCGACUGCGCUAGGGCCUCCAAGGGCCUGUUCCUAGGCAUACUGGUGCUGGUGGCCUCCAUCAUCUCGCUCAUCCUGUUCUUCGUGCUGAUCAACAAGAGCGGCACGCGUGAUGUUGCCAUCCUGAGCGCGAGCAUGACGGAGCUGGUGCUAUACUGCGUCACCGUCGUGGCCAUCAUCAUCGGCAUGAUGCAGAUCCAGCGUCUCAGAUACCGCUCGGAGAGCAGCAUAGAGCUGGAUAACAUCCUGCUGGUGGUGGCGCAGACAGGCGUCUAUCUGUACGCCUCCUUCGAUAUCAUCGGCUCCCAUUUCUCCAACGACCUCUACUCCCUGGGGACCAGCGUCAUGGCCAUCGUGCAGGUAACGCUGCAGACAAUGUUCAUUCUGGACGCCUCGUGCCGCCAAGCCUACAGGACCAAUCAGCUGCGAGACAAGCCGGGCCGGGAGGUGGUCACCUUCCUGCUCAUCUGCAACCUGGCCAUGUGGAGCAUCACCACCUUCGAGACGUCCCGCUCGGACGCGCACCCCAACCAACUGCACUUCUUCGGCUUCUGGGCGUGGACCAUCAUCAGCCACGUGUCCAUGCCGCUGGCCAUCUUCUACCGCUUCCACAGCACGGUCUGCCUCUGCGAGAUCUGGAAGCGCGCCUACAAAUACAAGCGGGACACGGUAUGACCGCUGUCGGCCAGGAGGUGCCGGCGGCGCAUCGAGCAGACUCCGGUGGAGGGGCGUGUGACGUCACGGGGUGUCGGCAAACCGGCCGUCACAGCCGUGCGUCGAGCGGCGAACUUUCGCAUUUGACGUCAUACAUGGUCGAUGGGCGUGUCUGUGUAGCGGCAGCUCCCCGGGUGUGUCGAGUGACGUCAUACAUGGCCGAUGGGCGUGCCCGUAUGGCGGCAGCUCCCGGGAUGUAUCGAGUGACGUCAUACAUAGGUCAUAUGUCGAGUCGUGUGAGCCGUAUGGGAAUACCUUCGGCAGCUUACUUUAUCUUGGGUGGUCUUUCUGAAUACUAUGCCUUCAGUGCAUGAUCAAGCUUUUGAAUACUUUAAUGCUGGUCACCUUUACAAGCGUGUCCACGAAUAGUUCACGACAUGAUUUCGUUGGUGGAUGGCAGUAGCCGUGUCGUUCACGUGACCACUUAUAAUUUCAGGUUGACGAUAUGUGUAACCUGGCGUCACGGCAAACAUUUCGAAGAACAAUCACGUGCCUCUUGGCUGAUUGACAUGACAUACCACAUCUGUGUAGGCUUGUGGCGGUGAUAUAGGUGAAACCCUCAGCCCCUAUAACAGCAGGAACGAUACGACGACCUUUCCAUCUCAACCGCACAGAUAUAACAUACAGUAUCGAUAUUUGAUCUUUCGUUUUAUGCAGUGUGAAGGACUAUUUCUCCGGCAUUAUUUCUCAUCCGAAUAGGAAAGUUACUUUUUUUGGGGUGACACAUAGGAAGCGGUAAGUGUACCUGACAUCAAAAUCAGGGGUAUAGUCAACGGUGGACGAGCAUUGUUGGCACGCGCUCUCCUCCCCUUAAAGUAUUUCACUUGCGUUAAUAGCAUACACUUGGACAAGAACAGACACCUUAAAAUGUUGAAAACCAUAUAAAUUGUUUUUUCAGUGAAAAAUUGGGAGCUGUUUCUCCUCGCCCCCAGCCAUUGCAACGUCCUGCAUACGCCCCUGAUCGAGCUGGUCCUUAUCUGCCGCCACGGCAUCCUGAUGAAGUCAUAUCAGUGAGAUAUCCAUAUUUCUGAGAAGUGAAGGACCUUUGUCGUCAGCAUUAUAAUGAGAAUAAUGAUACACAAAAUUAAUCAAAGUUUCCAUGCAACCAUAAUAAAGACCGAAGAAGCACCGGUGUGUCCACUGAGGAAGCCGCCGUUGAUAUUAAGACCCUGUCCAGUAAUUUGUACCCUCUUAUGAGCAUAGCGCUAACGUAUCUAGCUUCAUCCCCACAUCUUAUGGGAUGUCCGUGAAGCCAUGGCAGCCAUGUGACCACAUUUGACACCAUCUCACACAUGGCGGCCACACAUGGUGCCAGGACAUGCGGAUUGCAGUUGGUGACGUGGCGUGCGGGC